UAAUUUCGCAUUUUUAGUAUUUUUUCCAAUAAUUUAGAGGUUAGGAAAAUGUAUUUAAACAUUGGAAUCGUGGUGGGUUAACCGCCGGUGACGUCAAGUUUCCGAUCGCAGGUGUCAUGGAAACGAACUCCAAAGAAGAGGAGAGGUUUCAACGAACGAACGACGACGUCUAUUUGUCCAGAUCAUCUUCUCCGCCGAAACAGUCUCUACCGUUUCCUCCAAUAAUAAUAAUAAUAAUUUAGUUGAUUUUUUUAAAUAAAAUAACAAUAAUGUCGGUUUCGGAUAAAGCAGUCUCAACAGAAGAUUUACCACUAUCAACGCGAAAUACUUGCGUGGAAGUUGCUAAACUUGAAGGCGUUUUAAAUACAUUACUCCAAAGCAAAGUGGAAGCGAUUAAAAACGAUAAGACGACGUCUUCCAGUUUACAUUCGAGCCCGAAAUUAUUCGUGAAUCGAUUGAGAAUCGCCUCGACAUCGACCACUUCUUCCAAAGAUAAAGAUAGCGGAAAAGGAGGGUUUCAUAAAGAUUUUAAACGAAGGCAUCGAAAACGUAGGAAUAGUGAUGAGAUUCGGUUGGCGAAACAUCGAUUUAAAAGAAAUGGGAGAAGUAGACAAAGAAUAUCGAGUUCUUCCCCAGAAAGUCCUAAUAGAUACAAUUUGGGAAAAUGUGACAAAACAAUUUCACAACAAAACCAACCAAGCGAUGAAGAAUCCAACUUCCUUUUUCAAGGAGUUUCAAUUGAAUCUUCUUGUCCGAGUGGACAUCGACAUUCGUGUUGUUGUAGACACGAAAAUAACGGUGAUGUACAACUUCAUUUCGACGAAGAUUACAUUUCACUAAAAAUCGAAGAUUUCGACGAAUACGACGAAACGUUAAUGACUUCGGAAGCGUUGAGGCGAGCUCGCCGGAAACGUAGAAGACGCCGAAAACGACGAGCGAGACGUCACAUGGCUGCGAUGGCAGCCGUUCCCAUCGAACCGCAACAUGUUAAAGUUUUGGAAGCAGAUGAGUUACCUCAAAGAGCUCGGUGGACGAUCGUCGCAACAGCGUGUUUAUUACUUUUUAUGUGUUUGUUACUUGUUGGAGUCACGCUGAGGAUGGCUCCAAUUAUCGACGAUAUGGUACGCAAAGAGAAUCAGGAACUGAUUAAUUCCAUCAAUAGAGAACAUUCGACGUCAUCAACGACGUCCAUCUCAUCAACAAAUUCGUCAUCGGCCGUUUCAAAAGACUGACAACGGUUAAAUUAGGUUGUUCUUGGCGUAAAAAAAUGAUAAUUCCACUUGUUGUUAUAGUCACUUUCUAUAUUUCAAAGAAACAAAUCAAUUCCGAUUGGUAUCACAGGGAAAAUGUUUUAAAAUCAUUACUACUUAAUUAUACGACUUAAACUAAAAGAAUAAAGUAAAAAUAAAUAAAAUUGAAUUUAAAAUCAAUUAAUUGAAGACAAUCUUAAAAUAAAAUACACGUAAAAACUAGAAUCAAACUGUGAUACCGACUUUAUCAAAUAAUAUACAAAACGAAAAUAUCUUUUUAGGUUUUGUUAUUCUUAAUUUGUAGCUUUAAGAUUAAAGAAAAAAAAAUGAUACGAAUUUAAGAUUGUUGCUGUUUGUGAAAAAGUGUUUAGACGUAUAAAAGUAUUUAAAAAGAACGUAAAUUAUAAAACGUAAUUAAUUACAUUUGAAUGUGAUACCUUAUUGCGAACCAUCCAAAAAGCACAAGAGUAUUAGAGACUUUUUUUCUAAAAUCAAAAUACUUAAAACAUAGAUGUUAAUGAGAAAAAAAAAACGGAGUGAAUUAAUAAAUAAUAAUACUUUAAAAAUCGGUUUUAACGAAGAAAAUACUUAGGACAUAUCAAAUUGUUUCGUUUCAAAUUACGUUACGUUACGUUACAGAAACGAUUUUUAAUGUAUUAUUUUUAAAAAUUGAUCAAUAUAUACGUAAAUUACCUUUAAAAAAUAAAUGAGAUAUCGAUUUGUGGGUUAUGUAUUAUACAUAAAUACAAAUAAAAAUUGCGUGUUUAGAUUUGUGUCUAAUAAUCAACCAAAAAAAAAAAGUAAUAAGUAAAAAAAAAAGCAAUUAAAAGUCAACGUUAUAAGUGGACAAUCAAAAAGGAAUUACGAAUAUAAACUACUUAUUUAUAAACAAAAAAAUGCGGAUUAUUGAUCGUUUAAUAUCGAUUUAAGAAAUAAUGAUUGUGAUUGUUAAAUUUAUGUGAGAAAAAUAAAUAAAUUUAAAAGAA
This is a messenger RNA of Onthophagus taurus, 2236 nucleotides long. RefSeq lists its product as uncharacterized. The record is from RefSeq and is a predicted model, not a curated record. Lineage: Eukaryota; Metazoa; Arthropoda; Insecta; Coleoptera; Scarabaeidae.